AUAGGCAAGAAUCACAAUCAUUUGGCAGGGUGCUGCGGUAGGGGCCAAAGGCGAGCGUGAGACUCGUUGUUCUUGGGAUAUUGUAUCCUAGCGCGUCUCUGCCUUGUCAAACCCCCCUACCUUGCCUGUCAAGUUCACCACGACCUGCCCGUUGCCCAAUCACGACUUGAAAGCGUCUUUCGACAGUCAUACUAUCCAGCGCAUGGCCCCGAAUGCCACAGACGAGGAGGAUCGGCCGUCCCCGCCAUUACUCGUCGUGUCUGAGCCCCGCUCCUCCUCGCCCUCCGCCGACUGUACCCCCCCGCCAGGACACAUCCUUCCAGUGGAGCCAUCCACUUCUCAUCAUCACCACCGCCACAAAAGCGCCAGCCCUGGUAAAUGCUCGGACGGCUCGGAAGGGAUCAGCGUGGAAUCCACCGCCUCCACCUCGGCGGCCUCGCGGACACGGGAGGAAGAAGAAGCGAUCGGACGCGACCAUUGCCUCGUCACUUCCUUGGCCUGGGACGUCACCUACUCCAUUGCCGAGACCAAAGGCCAGCCAGGGGGCCGAUGGCUCCCAUGCCCGAGCCGGUCGGGAAAAAAGCGGAAGAAAAAAGUGAUUCUCCACUCCAUUGUCGGGCAGGCGGAGGCAGGAGACUUGCUGGCGGUCAUGGGCCCGUCCGGCUGUGGGAAGUCCACCUUUCUGAGUUGUCUGGCUCUGCGCGACCAAACGUUCCGCGGACAAAUCUAUUUGAACGAGGCCCCGGCCAGGAAGCAGUACCUGUCGAUGGUGGGCUUUGUGGACCAGCACGACCUCUUUUAUCCCACCCAGACUGUGCGCGAGCACUUAGAGUUCCACGCAAUGGUGCGGCUGGGGGCGCAGGUACGCACCUCGGCCAAGAUGGCCCGGAUCCAAGAGGUGUUGAUCGAGCUGAAUCUUAGCCAUGUGUCCCACACGUACAUUGGGGGCGGCCGGAGCGCCGUGCGUGGCCUGUCGGGGGGGGAACGCCGACGUUUGUCGUUUGCCACGGAGAUGCUUUCGAACCCGUCCAUCGUGAUCGCCGACGAGGCAACCACGGGCCUGGACGCCUCCAUGGCCAAGAGCGUCUGCCGGGUGCUGAGGGGCAUGGCGGACAGCGGGCGCCUGGUGGUGGCCUCCAUACACCAACCGUCCUCCCAGACCUUCUCCACUUUUACCCACCUGAUGCUCCUGGCGGGCCAUGGCCACAUUGCCUACUACGGGCCCACGGCUAAUCUGCUCGCCUAUCUGGCCAGCGUCGGCCUCCAAUGUCCUCCGUACCACAACAUGGCGGAUUUUGCCGUCCGGUGCGUCGCGGUGCCGCCGGGAGAGGGAGCCGAGGAGGUCGCCGCCCGGGUGGUCAAGUUGUGCACAGCGUACACAGAGUCGGAGCUGGCGCAUCAAAACCAGGCCUGGAAGUUCAAGGCGAAUUUCCAUCUGGUACCCCCGGAAGCCACGCCCACGCAUGCCGGGGGAGGGAAUCGGAGUCAUAAAUACCAGCACCUAGGCCCGGGGGGGGUGGGAGAGGAGGACUCGGUGGAGGAAGGGAGGAUGGAUCCGAUCAUGGCCAUGACGGCAGGCCACCCGUCCUUGCAGUCCUUGACGGUCCUGGAACGGGACGCGGCGGAGUCACUGGAGGGUCCCCACCCGCCGCCGAAGCGGGGGGAUGGUCGAGGGGGCCGGGGGCACGAGAAGGUGUUUGCCCGCGAGUACAACGCGUCGUGGACGACCCAGUUUGGGUACUCUCUGGUCCGGCAGCUCCAGGCCCUGCAACGGGACAAGAAAAUGUCCCUGGCCCGGUGCUUC
Nannochloropsis gaditana CCMP526 is the source of this 1804-nucleotide messenger RNA. Its product is annotated as abc subfamily abcg. The record is from RefSeq and is a predicted model, not a curated record. The transcript has a single exon. Gene Ontology annotation, molecular function: ATP binding; ATP hydrolysis activity; ABC-type transporter activity. The annotation marks the transcript as partial.